Messenger RNA from Drosophila gunungcola (fruit fly), 2669 nucleotides. It is a transcript of the gene slou, whose product is annotated as homeobox protein slou. Gene Ontology annotation, biological process: regulation of transcription by RNA polymerase II; cell differentiation. Gene Ontology annotation, molecular function: DNA-binding transcription factor activity, RNA polymerase II-specific; RNA polymerase II cis-regulatory region sequence-specific DNA binding. Gene Ontology annotation, cellular component: nucleus. Bases 329 to 2314 code for a protein of 661 amino acids. The record is from RefSeq and is a predicted model, not a curated record. NCBI's taxonomy places the organism in Eukaryota, Metazoa, Arthropoda, Insecta, Diptera, Drosophilidae. The transcript has 4 exons.
UCUGUUGGAUUACCAACUCGCAGCUCGCAGCACGCAGCUCCCAGCACGCAGCUCGGAGACGGAGAAAGCGGAAACAACCCUCAUUACGCUUCUGACUCUUGAGCGUGUGAGUCGUCGCGCGCGGAUUACGCCCAGGAUAAACGGACGCCGGACGGCAGCAACGCUAAAGCAGCGGCGGCCACUUCGGAUAUCGGCAGAUCCAGAUUUAGUCGAUUGCUUGCCCUCAAAGUGACAGGACACGCAACGCGCAGUGAACUCCCAGUGAAUUGCCAGUGAACACCCAGCAAACACCCAGUGCAUAUUAGACAAUAUUCCCGAAGACUUAAACAUGGUCAUGCUGCAAUCGCCGGCGCAAAAGGCCAGCGACAUUGCAACCCAGCCCGCCGCCGCCGCCGCCGCCGUGGCCGUCGGUGGCCUGAUGAGUCCCAACUCGAACCCCGACUCGCCCAAGUCGAACGCCUCGCCGAAAGUGGCCAGUACUGAGCCGGGUUCGGUGGCCGGAGGCGGAAGCACACCGCCGGCGCCCAAGAUACCCAAGUUCAUCAUCAGUGCCAAUGGCCCAGCGGCAGCGGGAAAGCAGGAGCAGGAGCUGAGAUGCUCCCUCGAACGGCUCAAGCAGAUGAGCAGUGAGUCGGGCAGCCUGCUCAGCCGGUUGAGUCCCAUGCAAGAGGAAUCCGCGGAAAAGGAAAAGCCCAAUCUCAACAACAACAGCAGUCUAACAAACCACAACACGCACAGCAAUCCACGCCGCUCGCAAUCUCCCCCCGCUUCAUUGGGGUCUGCGUCGUUCUCCUCACCUGCCCAGCAGCGAAAGCUCCUGGAACUGAAUGCCGUGCGCCAUUUAGCCCGGCCGGAGCCACUGCAGCAUCCACAUGCGGCCUUGCUGCAGCAGCAUCCGCAUCUGCUGCAGAACCCACAGUUCCUGGCCGCCGCCCAGCAGCACAUGCACCAUCACCAGCACCAACACCAGCACCAUCAACAUCAACAUCAUCCGCACCCACACCCACACCCACAGCCCCAUCCCCAUCCGCACCCGCAUGCGGCUUCGGUCUUCCACUUGAGGGCCCCCAGCAGCACCACAGCCCCGCCCUCGCCGGCCACGUCGCCCCUGUCGCCACCCACUUCCCCGGCCAUGCUGUCCGAUCAGCAGCUGAGCCCACCCAUCGAUCCGCCCCAGAAUCCGGCUCAUGCCUCUCAGCAGCAGCAGGUAGCCGCUCCGGACAUGGAUCUCGAGCGGAUCAAGCUGGUUGCCGCGGUGGCGGCGCGCACGACCCAGGCUCCCAGCACCUCCGCCUCGGCAUCCGCUGCCCAUUCCGUGACCAACGCCAACGCCACCACCUCCGCCUCCAACACCAGCUCAGGCUCGCCCAGUGGCCGCGACCUCAGUGACUACGGGUUCCGAAUACAGUUGGGCGGGCUGGCGGCGGCGGCGGCUGCUGCGGCGGCCACUUCGCGACAGAUCGCGGCGGCCAACUAUGCGCGGAGCGACACCAGCGAGGAGCUCAACGUCGAUGGAAACGACGAGGACAGCAACGAUGGAUCGCACAGCACGCCGUCGGUCUGUCCAGUGGACCUGACGCGAUCGGUGAACAGUAAUGCCACCGCAAAUCCAAACUCCGCCUCGACCAGUGCAUCCAGUGAGCGAGACGCUGCCACAAAACGGUUGGCGUUUUCCGUGGAAAACAUCCUGGAUCCGAACAAGUUUACAGGCAACAAGUUGCCAAUUGGUCAAUUUGGCCAUCCACGGCAGUGGAGCUACGAGAGGGACGAGGAAAUGCAGGAGCGAUUGGAUGACGAUCACAGCGAGGACAUGUCCGCCCAGGACCUGAACGACAUGGAUCAGGACGAUUUGUGCGACGACGGCAGCGAUAUCGACGAUCCCAGUAGCGAGACGGACUCCAAGAAGGGAGGCAGUCGCAACGGGGAUGGGAAAUCCGGCGGUGGAGGCGGAGGGGGUGGAUCAAAGCCUCGAAGAGCUCGCACUGCCUUCACCUACGAGCAGCUGGUUUCUCUGGAGAACAAGUUCAAGACCACCCGAUAUCUUAGCGUCUGCGAGCGGCUCAACUUGGCCCUCAGCUUAAGUUUAACGGAGACACAGGUUAAAAUCUGGUUCCAGAAUCGUCGCACCAAGUGGAAGAAGCAGAACCCCGGCAUGGACGUGAACUCCCCCACCAUUCCCCCGCCCGGCGGCGGCUCCUUCGGACCGGGGGCGUACGCCAGCGGACUUCUGUACUCGCAUGCGGUGCCCUAUCCGCCGUACGGACCCUACUUCCACCCCCUGGGCGCCCACCACCUCAGCCAUUCGCACUCAUAAAAUUGCAAGAUGCAACAGCGAUUGUUGCAACUGUUCGAAAAGCGAGGCAGGUCGGACGUGAGCGGAAGAGGACCUGCGGCCGAAGGCGGAUCAAUGGCCUUCAAGGACAAACUGUAAACGUCAAACUGCUUUAUGUGUGUGUUUAGUAUUCGGACCGAGAUGACCUUUGUUAUUUGCUUCGAUUACAUAAUGUAUAUAGUUAUUGUAUAAAUAUGCUAUGCUAGUGCUUAGAACCUCGAACGCCAUAUCUAGAAUUAAAUUAUACAACUACUUCUAGCGUUUAAGUGGCAAGCAAAAUCAAAAAGAGCAAACCAAAAAUUGCAUAAAUGUCAAGUAAAAAAUAAACAUUUUAAAA